AAUAUCGUGUAAACAUGCACGCUUUGCCAAUGUAAACAUGUUAUGAGUCGUUUAGGUUCUAAACAGAACCACUGCCUUUACUACAGAACCCUCGGAGAACCCUCGGAGAACCAGCUUUAAGUGCAGCCGCAGCUCGGGCGGAGGGCUGAGGGCUGAGGGCGGGGUUCGCGGCUCGGCUCCGGGCCGCGGUCUCACGCCUGCGGUCGGGAAACGAAACGAAACGAAACAAAACGAAACGAAAGCGAAACAGAUGCUGGAGCUGAGCGGCUCCUCCAGUCUCUGCCGCGGAACCGAGCGAGGAGCAGCGCCAUGGAGGACUUUCCUCACCCCCUCACUGUGGAGGGUCGCUGGCCCUCCGCCUCCACCAAGACCCUCACUGCCAAGCUCCAGAUCUACUUUCAGAGCAGGAGGAAGUCUCAGGGUGGGGACUGCGUGGUGAGGUUCUCCGAGCAGAGCCGCACCGCUACGGUUCACUUCAGGUCGGCUGAAACUCGAGAUCAGGUUCUCUGUAAGGGAGAUCAUUCCAUAACUAUUGAAAACCAGCUGGUGAAACUGGAGGUGUUCAAACAUGGUGAUGAAGAGAAACAGAAGACAGAAGAGCCCAGCGGAGCAGCUGCAGCAGGAACUGAUGUGGACCCAGGCUUUCAGAAAACAGUUCCAACUGAGCAGAGGACCUUAAGUGUGAGAGUGGACAAUGUUCCUGCUGAUGCUGUCACCAAUAAGGACCUUCUGGAUCUGUACUUUGAGAAAUGGGGUGGACCUAUAGAGACAAUCAGCUCAAUUCCAGAGAAGCAAGCUGCUAUCAUCACCUUCCGGUCACCUGAUGCUGUACAGAGACUUCUGGAAAGAAUUGAUCACAGUAUAGGCAAAGUGCCAGUCAGCGUACAUCCGUAUUUUGACACGGAUGAGAGUCAGGCUGACCAGCUUACUGAGCCAUCUCCUAAGGACAGUUUGGGAGACUCCCCACAGCCAGGAGCUGUGGUCCUGGAGAACCUGCCUGACAACUUUUACAAAGAAGUCCUAGCACUUUUAGUGGAGAACAUCAGCAAUGCUUCUGAAGAGGAUUAUUUCCUGGAGAUAAUAAGAGAAUCAAAUGUUGCUGUGGUGACCUUUAAUGACCCCAGUGUUGCUGAGAAGUUCCUUGUGGAGAGCACGGGCAAUAAAAAGUUCCAGCAGUAUCGUCUAAAGGGACGAGCUCUGGAAAAAAGUAGAAGUGUCAAGGUGGAAAAUUUGCCUGCUCAGACUUCUCCAGAAAUGCUAGAACUUUACUUCGAAAAGUGGGGUGGAACAGUGGAAACCGUCACCAUGGUUCUAGAAGAACAGGCUGCCAUUGUCACUUUUUGCAAGCAACAGGAUGCAGAGAAUGUUCUUGAGAAAGAUCUCAGGAUUGUCAAGACAGCAGUUACUGUCUACCCAUAUUACAUGUCUUUGGGUACCGCCUUGUAUGGCAAAGACAGACCAACAUGGACGCUGCCCAAACCUUUCACAGAGAAGAUCAAUCCUGCUAUCAGAGAAUUCCUCAAUAAGAAGGGGCUAAUAUCCUCCAUCUGUAAGCAGAUGAACUCAUUAUCCUGCCAGGUGAACAUGGACAAAGCUGAAGUCCAGCUCAGUCCUCUUCCCACACUGCUGAAACAGAAGGGUAUAACCAAGAAGCACAUAGACGACUGGAGGCAAAAUGCCACAGAUGGCUUUAGAGAAAUACUCUCCAACUACGCUGUUUUUGAGUGUGCAGUAAUCCCCUCUGUUUGGUCUACACUAGAGACAGACAUUCGGUCAGUAGUGAAAGACAAAGCCUUCAUGAAGAUUAAUAAUGGAGUCCUGACACUGGCAGGAAUGAAGCAAGACAUUAAUCUGCUGAAGCCAAUUUUGGAGAGUGACUUAAAGAGAGCAUCAGAUCAGAUGGAAAGGGACCAGAAGAGUGUUGUAGAAAGCAUGGAGAUGUCCCCUGCCAUGGUCUCUCUGCUUCUGCAGGAAGGACUUCAACAGAAUGCUGCAGCUAAAUACCCAGAGCUGAAGCUCAUAUACAAAAAAGACACCAAUCAGUUAACAUUGCAUGGCCUUUCUGUGGAAAUUUUUGACAUCAAAAAUUGGAUCCUUGAGAGGAGACUGAGCCAGAAACAGAAGAUUCCGAAAAUUGACCCUUCAUUACUGGAGUUCCUAAGAUCAGUGGACUGUGAGGAGAUGUCAGGAGAUCUGUUCACAUCCAAGGGAAUCAGUGCAGUCUACACAGUUGAAAAUGGGGAUGUUGUUUUGACUGGAAGCUCAGACAGAUCACUGACUGAGGCAGAGCAGAGACUCCAAUUGGCACUUACAUCCAGUACCCUCUCUUUAGAGGAUUUAAGUGUGCUUGAAAAGCCGGAAUGGCGCUCUCUCAAUGAUGAACUGUGUGACACAUACAACUUAGCCAGGAAGAAAACUGUUAUUAUAAAAUCCUCAAAACACAAUGAAGCACUUGUAGUUACUGGCUUUCAGCAACCAGUCUUGGAGGUCAGCAGGAGCCUGGAGAAAUUCAUUAACACACACUCAAGAAUCGAUGAGGUCAUUCGCGUCAAGUCAUAUGCUGUGGUGAAGUUCAUAAAUGAGAAAAUGUCCCUAGUUUGGAAGAAACUUGUGAAGUCUGAUGAGGUGACAGUUCAUUUUGACCCAAAACGAGCCUUGAUCCGACUGUCUGGAGAGCGUGUUCACAUCCAACCAGCCAUGGAGAACUUUCAGAAAAUUGCAGAUGCUCUCCACACAGAUAGGAUGUCAAUUAAAAAAGCAGGUGCUAAAAAGUACUUCCAGGAGCAGAGAAGCAUUUUCUUGAUGAUGAUGAAGGAACAUCGAUUUGUGGUCGUUCUUGAGGAAAGUCACAUGCUGGAAGAGGAUGAAGAUGAUUUUGAUGACGAUGACAGCAUGGAAGAUUUUGGACAAUUGUCCUGUGAGGUCCAGAUGCCUGAUGGGGUCAUCAUCACGGUCAGAAAGGCUGAUAUCUGUCAGUUUAAAGUAGAUGCCGUGGUCAAUGCUGCCAACGAGGACUUGAAGCACAUUGGUGGUGUGGCUUUGGCACUCCUCAAAGCUGCUGGACCAAGUUUACAAGAAUGGAGUGACGCAUAUGUAGUUGCAAAUGGACAAGUGGCACCUGGAAAAGCUAUCACUACUGGAGCAGGUCGUCUUCCAUGCAAGUACGUGGUGCAUGCUGUGGGUCCCCGCUACACGCAUACAGACAAGUUUAAUGCAGUGAAGCGGCUGAGACAGGCUGUGAGGGAGAGUCUGAACCAAGCAGAGAUGAACAAGUGCUCUUCCAUUGCAAUGCCGGCCAUCAGCUCAGGAAUAUUCGGCUUUCCUCUUGAACUCUGCACUGAAACGAUUGCCAAGGAACUGCAUGCUUACGUCGAAGAUCAGAAGCGUCAAGGUGGCAUGAACAUGUUGAGACAGAUUCACCUGGUGGACUUCAGUGCCAACACUGUGAAUGCAAUGGCUCAGGCAGUUAGGAAGGAAUUUGCAGCCUUCAGCCCCAAAAUGACCUUUCCACAGCAGAUGAGUUCUCAUGGGCGUGGCCGUGGCCGUGGCCGUGGGCAUCAAAACCGUAACCAGAGGUCUCGUAGACAAGGCAGACAAGGUCAGGGAUAUCAUGGUCAAAAUAAACCUGGAAAAGGACAAUGGGGUCCUGGGCCAAGGAGUAAAGAAGCACAUGGUUAUAGAAGAAAUGAAUCUGUCGAGUUCAAUUCUCCAGGACAGACAUGGGAACAGAACUCAAGUCAACCGACCAGAUCACAGUAUGACGACUUCAACAGAUCAGGGUCCCUUGAAACUCACUCCACACAAGAGGGACUCAGAAUCUUUCUGAAGCAGGGAAAUAUCCAAGAUGCAGUUUCUGAUGUGAUUGUCAACACCAUCUCUGAAGAUGUGGACCUCAGCAAAGGUGCAGUUUCCAAAGCUCUCCUACAGGUUGCUGGUCCUCAACUCCAGGCAGAAGCUAGGUCUAAUCUGGCUGCAAGUGGAUCUUCUAAUCUAAGUUUUGGAUGCAUGGUGGUUACCAGUGGCUAUAACCUAAAUUGUCAAAGGGUCUUCCAUACUGUUUGUCCAUUCUGGAAAGGAGGAACUGGUUCAGAGGAUGAGGGGCUGAAACAGAUAAUUAGAGAUUGCCUAAAAAAGGCAGAACACCAGAAAAUGGCUUCGAUUUCUUUCCCAGCCAUUGGAACUGGGAACCUUGGCUUUCCCAAAGACCUGGUGUCCAGCAUUCUGCUGAGAGGAAUUCACGACUUUAGUGCAAAUGUCCAGCCUCAAUAUCUUAAAGAAGUGACUGUGAUUGUGCACCCUUCAGACAAAGAGACUGUACAGAGUUUCAUAAACAGCUUCAGAGGCGGGAGGCCAGGUCCCAUCACAAAAGGAGCACAUGCUAUUCUGCAACAGUCGCCUAAAAAAUCACCCAUUGCCAGAUCCUCACAGUCUCCUGGACUCUUUGGAGUGGUUUCCACUCCGACUCUUGGAGUGCACUCAGUGCAAGUGGGACAUGUGACCCUCGAGGUGUCGUCAGGUGACAUCACCAAAGAGAGAAGUGAUGCCAUUGUUAACUCUUCUAAUGGAUCGUUUUCUUUGAAAGCAGGAGUCUCCAAGGCCAUUUUAGAUGGUGCUGGAUUAAUAGUGGAACAGGAGUGUGCACAGAUUGUGAAUUCUACAAGUUUGCAACAGAAGGAAAUGAUUGUGACCUCUGGAGGUCAGCUCCCAUGCAGUCACAUAAUCCACAUCAUAGGCAGAAACACUCCUGCAGCCAUCAAGGAUGCUGUUUACUCUGUUUUAAAGAUGUGUGAGGCUCAGAAGUUCUCCUCGGUUGCCUUUCCAGCUCUUGGCACAGGUCAAGGCGGGGCAAGUCCUUCUGCUGUUGCUGAUGCCAUGAUUGACGCCGUGAUCGACUUUGUGAAGAAGAAAAAAGGGCCUCAUUUACAGAGUGUAAAGUUCCUGAUAUUCCAGACAUCAAUGGUGUCAGAUUUCCACCAGAGCAUGCUGAGGAGGCAGCAGGAGGGCGUGGAGGAGGACACCACUGUGCUUGGCUGGUUUAAAGACAAAUUUGACUCUAUGGCCAGCUACUUUACGGGCAACAGUGCAGAAGCCAGUCGACCAUUCCCUUCUGUACACGAGGACUUUGUGAUGGCGAGUGAGGAGUUUGAGCCGGCGGUCUUUCAGCUGUGUGCAGAGUCCCAGCGGGACCUCAAUGAAGCCCGAGAACUGAUCAACAGCUUCAUCAUCAAAGAGCAGACGAGUUCAUCCAUCCGCGACUCCGCCAUCAACAGUUUCACCAGAGAAGACGCAGAGAUGCUGACUAACCUGCAGAGGGAGCUCACGGUCAGCAUCCAGCUUAAUAAGAACGGUCCCGAGCCGGUUAUCACCGUGGAGGGCCUGACCCGAGACGUGGUCAAGGUAGAGGGCACCAUCCGGGACAUGAUCCGCAAAGUGGAGAAGAACGAAGCCCGAAAACGCGAAGCCUUCAUGAUCAGCAGCUUGGUAGAGUGGCAGUAUCUGGACAGCACAAAUAAUCUCGUGCCCUUUGAUAUCUACACUAACUAUGACCUGGAGGAGGCUUUUGGGAAAAAACAACCUCGCGUAAAGAUCAAGAUCAACAACGAGGAGGUUGAGGCUGAUUUAACCCUAAGAGUGGCUUAUUCAAGAAGCAGAAGGAUUGAAUUGAAGAGGGUUGACCAGAAAGACCAGCCCUCAGUGGCUCUGCCCAAGCACUGGGAGGACAUGAAAGACAAGUCUGUUAAGCAGGUCCAAAUUCAACAAAGCAGCCAGGAAUACAAGGAUGUGGAGAUGGAGUUCAGGAAAACUGGGCUGACCCAUCAAAUUCUUAACAUCGAGAGAGUCCAGAACAGCACUCUGUGGAUGGGCUACAUGAUUAAGAAGAAGCACUUUGAAGAAAAGAACAAGCACAAGAACAAUGAGAAGAGGCUGUUCCACGGCACCGGCCCUGAUAACAUAGACAAGAUCAACCACCAGGGCUUCAACAGGAGCUAUGCUGGCACGCAUGGUGCUGCAUAUGGGAAUGGUGUGUAUUUUGCUGUUGACCCAAGUUACUCAGCCAGGGGAUACUCCAAGCCAGACAACCAAGGUCAUAUGCGCAUGUAUCUGGCCAGAGUGCUGGUUGGUGACUACACCAAAGGAAGAGGUGGUCUAAUUUCCCCUCCAGCCAAGAGCUCUACAGCCACAGAUUUAUACGACAGCGUCACUGAUAAUCAACAAAACCCGAGCAUGUUUGUGAUUUUCCAUGAUGUGCAGGCGUAUCCGGAAUACCUGAUCACCUUUCAGUAGAUCUUUUUAAUCAGCAGUUGUGGACUAAUUAUGAUUAUCCAUGUUUCCAUUUUCUGUUAUGUUCUCAUUCUUAUGGAUUAUGUUGAAUUAGUUGCUGUAAUGGAUAGAACUAUUAGGUGUGGGGAUACUCUAAUAGAUCAGAAGAUAUUAAUAAUAAAUAAUAAUACAAAUACAUUUAAAAUAUUGCACUAAUAAAAUAGCUUUCUAUUUUCUAAUGUUUAUCAAUUAAGACCUACUAUGUUUAUGGUGUCAUAUUUUGUUGUUCUUCCUUUAUGUCACUGUAUCCCUGAAAAAAAUAAACAGGUUAUUAUAGA
Molecule: messenger RNA, 6599 nt
Organism: Pygocentrus nattereri (red-bellied piranha)
Lineage: Eukaryota; Metazoa; Chordata; Actinopteri; Characiformes; Serrasalmidae
Gene: parp14rs4
Product: poly(ADP-ribose) polymerase family member 14-related sequence 4
Exons: 19
Coding region: 310-6285 (1991 amino acids)
Biological process (GO): negative regulation of gene expression
Cellular component (GO): nucleus; cytoplasm
Molecular function (GO): NAD+ poly-ADP-ribosyltransferase activity; transcription corepressor activity; RNA binding
Source: RefSeq, a predicted model, not a curated record